Messenger RNA from Lytechinus variegatus (green sea urchin), 1841 nucleotides. Its product is annotated as metal cation symporter ZIP14-like. Gene Ontology annotation, biological process: intracellular zinc ion homeostasis; zinc ion import across plasma membrane. Lineage: Eukaryota; Metazoa; Echinodermata; Echinoidea; Temnopleuroida; Toxopneustidae. The record is from RefSeq and is a predicted model, not a curated record. The transcript is spliced from 7 exons. The coding region runs from base 67 to 1212 and encodes 381 amino acids. Gene Ontology annotation, cellular component: membrane. Gene Ontology annotation, molecular function: zinc ion transmembrane transporter activity.
AACAUUUUUUUCUCGUUUUUCUUUUCAGUAUGGGGUUAUGGCUUCCUCUUCGUGACAAUCAUCAAUAUGGGAGCCUUUGCCGGGGUGUGGGUAAUCCCUCUUAUGGACAAGAGGAUGUAUAAGAAUGUCAUCAUGUAUCUAGUAUCCCUCGCCGUAGGGACGCUCGCAGGCAACGCUUUACUUAGUCUCAUUCCAGAGUCUCAAGGUAUUUUCCUGGACGAGGCCGGCCAUGAUUUCAUCUGGAAGAAUAUGGUGGUCUUGGGAGGUAUCUAUCUCUUCUUCAACACGGAACGCUUACUCAAAAUCAUCGCCAGCAGACGAAGGGCCAGAUCGAGAAGUAGUUCUGAUAUAUCAAGGCGAUCGGGCAUGGUGGUGACGGCAAUGCACAACUUAGACUCCAACCCAGACAGAAUAGGCUAUAAAUUCACAUCCCCAACGGAGGCCAUGGCGAUGACUGAUGCAAAGGAUCUGGAGGCGGAGCGGGAGAAAAGAGCAAGUCGGGAGGCUUUAGAGGAAGGAAAUGGUUUGCUUUAUUCUACACCAUCGGGCGAUGAUAAAAAGGCAUCAUCCCUCCGGGAUGUAUAUCUCAGAAGUAACGAGAAGGACAACCUGAGACCCGAUUCCAACCUCACCAGUCACCAUGGCAAACCCAAUGGCCGCGCCCAUGGCAACGGCAGCCACCACGGUCACUCUCACACACAGAUAUACGAUGGAACGAACAUGAUCGCCACCGUGGCCUACAUGAUCAUCUUUGGUGACGGCCUUCAUAAUUUUAUCGACGGGCUGGCGAUUGGGGCUUCCUUUACGAAUUCCAUUUAUCAGGGGAUUAGCACAUCGGUUGCGGUCAUUUGCGAAGAAUUUCCCCAUGAGCUUGGUGACUUUGCCAUCUUGUUGAACUCUGGGAUGACUGUGAAGCAAGCCGUCCUUGCAAACUUCUUGUCGGCGUGUACGUGCUACUUGGGCCUCAUCUUCGGUAUCGUUCUUGGGGAGAAUUUCCACGCCAGCGAGUGGAUCUUUGCUCUGGCGGGCGGCAUGUUUCUUUAUAUUUCGUUGGUGGAUAUGCUGCCCGAGAUUAAUAAUGUUGGAGGCGGAGACCCAACAGAUGAGGACCAGAGAAGCUUCAGGAUCUUUUUCAUUCAGAACGCUGGACUUCUUUCUGGGUUUGGUCUAAUGGUGAUCCUGGCCUUGUUUGCAGGCCAGAUCCAGGUCUAACAUCAAAGAUGGUCUCAAUUAGAACACAUAUGUUGUUCCAAGCUAUAUACGUAGGUGAGAUCAAGGCCUAACUUUCAUGCAUGCAUGUAGCCCCGACCAAAUUAGUUGGUCCAGGCCUUGUUCGCUAUCGAAAUCCUAGUCUUCAAGAUAUGGCCUCAGCUACAUUUUUGGGCAGAUAUAUUUUUUUGUUUCUCAUGCAUAAUGUGUACCAUAUCUCUCUUCCAGUCAAAGAUUUACAUGUACAUUCAAGAGAAGUUAUUACAAGUAUUUUAUAUACCCUUCUUAUCUUUAAAUGAAAUUUUUGGAGGAAGUGCUUUUGGAUACAUGUAAUAUGUUGUAUGACACCUGUAAUUGGUUGUGAUACAUCUAGAUCGUGUAAAUUUGUUGAUUCUAUUAUUUGUGUGCUUGUACAUAUUUUUAUUUGUGCUUUCCAUUUUUGACAACACGAUGUGCUCAUUCAUCUGUCAGUCAUAUUCUACCAUCACAAGUUGAGUUAUGUAUUUUUUUUGUUGUAAAUUUCAUUGAAGAUAAGUUAGCCCUAUGAGUGGUGGAGUCAUUUCCAAAGAGAAAUACAGUCAAACCGUAGUUGGUGGCCACCUGUCUAUAUAGUGGCUACCUGCCAAUAGUGA